AUGACCGAAGAACUGGCUGAACCGCUGAAAGAGGAGGAGAAAGGGUACAGAGACGCUUCAAUCGCUCCUUUGAUUCCGGAGUUUAUAAUUCCGGUAAUCUCUUCUUGCGUAAAUAUUUUUGAAUUUCUUCAUUCAGAAAGACCAACUUCCAGUGGAAGAUUUUAAGGAAGACAGGAAGCCUAAAAACGAAAGACGGGGAAUAAACAAAAAUAGAAGGUAUACGUUUUCCUAUCUUCCAACUAUGAGUUCCAGAAAGGAGAUGAAACACGCGGAAACAAAUGUUCGAGCUAACUCUUUGCGCCUGUGUCCCUCUGUCAUUCAACCUGUCGCUUGCAAGUAAUUUUGCUUUUUUAAAAUAUCUUGUUUUGUUCUUUUUUUUUCCAGGUUUGGCGAGAAGUGUACAAGCGAGCACGACAUAAAAAGCAUUCUUAGAGAGUAAUUAUUUAUCAAGUUUUUCGAAUGAAUUCUUUUUUUGAGAAAAACAACCGGAUAUAGCCGACGAAUGUCCAGUUUUCAUCGCUCGAGGUCUUUGUCCCUUCAGUUACGCGUGCAGAUUCGGCAACGCUCACAUGGAUUCCAAGGCCGAGCAAAUCGAAAAAGUUCUCCCUAUCAAAAUUCUAAAAAUAAAUUUUUACGUCUCAGACACCUGAAAUCGAAUAUUCGCCAACCCUAAACACCUCAUCCAUUCAAAUACAAAUGGCUUUGCGAAAAAAAGAAUUUGAUUUUGGUCGAUGUGAAGAGGUGGGCUUUUUUUUCGGUUGGAGGUCCUACGACGACGUUUCAGGCUCUGAAAAUGUUCAAAGAAGAAAAAUUGGGUUCCAUGGAAUCGGAACCGCGCAAGUUGAGUAUGGAAUCUCUCUCCGGCCUGAAAUACUUAGCUCCUCUGACCACUGUCGUUAGUUUUCGCUCUAAGGUUUUCCGUUAAUUUAGUUCUUCUAUUCAGGGGAAUUUGCCAUUUCGAAGGCUUUGUGUCGAGUACGGCGCUGAUAUAACUUGUAGCGAAAUGCUCAUUGCCACUAAUCUCCUCAUGGGUAAUUCUUUGAUCUUUUUCUGCCAGUUGAUCCUCAGCUUCUUCCACUGAUUUGUUGGGUUGAGUUUUCAUACACCACGCUGUUUUCGUUUCGGAGAAAAAAAAAGAACUGUGUGCGUUGCAGGGUCACCGUCAGAGUAUGCUCUUUUGAAAAGGCAUCCUUGUGAAAAGAUUUUCGGCGUGCAGUUGGCCGGAGGAUACGCGGACACAAUGUCCAAGGCGGCUCAGAUUAUCGUCGACAAUUAUGAGGUCUGUUCCGGAUAUCAUUUAAAGUCCAUUUUACUCUCUUCAGGUUGACUUCCUCGACAUCAACAUGGGUUGUCCUAUCGACUUGAUCAACCAGAAAGGCGGCGGAUGCGCUUUACCCACUCGACCAACAAAAAUGCUCGAAAGUAUCUUUAUUCUUCGAAAUAUCUCGCAAAGAAGGUUAUUUCAGCGAUAGCAACGAUGAAAAAGGUGAUGAAAGGAUGUCCCCUGACAGUGAAGCUCCGAACAGGCCUGAAGGAAGGAAAUCUCAAGGCGCAUGAGACUGUCGCCCUGAUGAAGAAGGACGAAAUGACGACGCCUGAUUUGAUCACUUUUCAUCCCAGGAGCAAGUGAGUUCCACUUUUUACCUUGGUCUUUCAACGGCUUUCCAGAGAACAGCGGUACUCACGUCUGGCUAACUGGGAUUUUACCUUUCCGGUCGCUCAGGAAGCCGGAAAAACACCUUUUUGGGCUUGUGGCGACGUGCUCAGCUGGGAGGAUUACUGCGAGGUUUCAGCUCACUGUUUAGACAAUAAUAAAAUUUCCUCGUUUCAAGCGGCUCGAAACCUACCCGAUUCAAGGAGUUAUGAUCGGUCGAGGAGCUCUGAUCAAGCCCUGGAUCUUCACGGAGAUCGACGAACGCAGAACUUGGGACAUAAGCUCGAAGGAAAGAUUUGAUAUGCUGACAAGGUGACCUUCAUCUUUUUCUUCGAACUUCUUUUUGUCAGAUUCGUCGGUUAUGGACUGGACCAUUGGGGGAGCGACGACUCUGGUGUCGAGAGAACUAGAAAGUUUCUCUUAGAGUUACUUUCUUUCCAAUGCAGGUAGAAAUUUCUGUGACGAACCUUCUUCUACUUUCUGAGUUCAUUCGCAGAUACAUUCCCGCCGGAAUCCUCGAAGUUCUGCCGCAAAAGAUAAACGAUCGACCGCCCCGUUACCGAGGCCGUGACGACUUGGAAACGCUGCUCUCUAGCCCUAGAGCUGAAGAUUGGGUAUUACUUUCCUCUGUCUUCAGGGUUUCACCAGUCUCCUUCAGAUUGCUAUAUCGAAAAUGUUGCUUGGUCCGACGCCCGAAGGCUUCACUUUCAUACCCAAACACAAAGCUAGCUCAUAUUGA
This is a messenger RNA of Caenorhabditis auriculariae, 2393 nucleotides long. The record is from the annotation of a GenBank genome assembly. NCBI's taxonomy places the organism in Eukaryota, Metazoa, Nematoda, Chromadorea, Rhabditida, Rhabditidae.